UCGUUCAGGAGCAUGCGCACGCGAAGGAGGCUAAGUAUGCUACUGCUAGCGGCUUUGCUUGCGGCAGUCAGCGUCGCAGAAGGGCCUUACCAGCCGCCUCAUCCAGUCCCAGCCUGGCCGGACCAGUUCACCAUAGAGCUGGAGAUACUCAUAGAGAAGUAUGGCCCCAACUGGAACUCCUCUGGAGCCCUUUACUAUGACUGGAAGACGAAGACAUUUAGAUCUGACUACAUUGGCUGGUGUCUUCCUCUCUUUGGAUCCGAAAAACCCUCAUUGACAUCAGACAACUAUUCCUGCAGUUUCGUAGCAACUGGAGGCAACAUGUUCUUCGUCAAUCACACUGCCAGCACUUGGGAAGACAAUGAAUGCUGUCUGUUUGCAGAGGGAUUGGGGUGUGUAGCUCCUGACUGGAUGAGCAACUGUCAAUAUAAUGGUACAGCUAUUUUGCAGGGGGUGGAGUGUGAUGUAUGGUGGUUCCCAGGGACCAGUGAUCCAGACAAGCCGUGCUAUGGUUACUGGGACUCCAAUGACACUGCCCACACUCCUGUCAGGUUCUUUGGUCUCUCUUCUCUUGGUCCUACCAUACUCAACUAUUCUCAGUUCAAGGUGGGACCUGCACCACCCAAUGUGUCUCUAGCUCUGCCCAACAGAAACAGUUGCUUCAAAGAGUGCCAACCGUCACUGCUGAGCCAUACCUCUGGGGAAAACCCUCCGCUGUCUCCACAUUUCCCCUGGCCUUCGUGCUCUUGAUAAAUUUUGAGAUACUAAAAACAUGAUUGAGAACACAUUACACUACAAAUGAGUACAAAAAUGUUGUGUCUGUACUUGAAACUUGUAUGACCUACUUAUAGCCUCAUGCGUUUUAAAUGAUGUGUGUGUGUUAGCUAAUCGUUUGCUA
Molecule: messenger RNA, 898 nt
Organism: Geodia barretti
Lineage: Eukaryota; Metazoa; Porifera; Demospongiae; Tetractinellida; Geodiidae
Source: the annotation of a GenBank genome assembly